Messenger RNA from Macrobrachium nipponense, 578 nucleotides. RefSeq names its product protease inhibitor 2-like. The transcript has 4 exons. Gene Ontology annotation, molecular function: protein binding. Bases 62 to 319 code for a protein of 85 amino acids. The record is from RefSeq and is a predicted model, not a curated record. NCBI's taxonomy places the organism in Eukaryota, Metazoa, Arthropoda, Malacostraca, Decapoda, Palaemonidae.
UAAUACCGCUUCCAGUGUAGUUACGAGAUUCCCUUUGCAAGCGUCUGGUUUGACCGACAAAAUGGCAAAGCUGAAUCUGUCGACAAUCGUCCUCUGUAUCACCCUUGUGGUCAUCAUUGGCGUGUGCACGGCGAGUCCUUCCAGACCUGACCCAUCUUGCACUCAUAGGGCCUGCACUGAAGAAUUUGAGCCGAUCUGUGGCAGCGAUGGGAAGACUUACGACAAUCGCUGCUAUUUCCGCCUGGCUCAGAAAUGUGAUAAUCCCAGCCUCACGAUUCGCUGCUACAAGGAUUGUAACGAGUGUCUGAGAGGACGCUAAGCCUCCAGCGAGGAAAACCGAUCUUCCGAAGUAUGAUAAGCUUCGUCUUCGUCUCGGAAGAUAAAGCUAAUUUUUACAGAAUCCUCCGAAUUUGUUGCAGAUGAAGAUUGAAAGGCAUUAACAUCCCCCUGUAAUUGAAAAGCUACAGAGAAUGGUACAGCUCUAAAAUAUUUAGUAUCUCGUAAGGUACAUAUUGAAAUAAAGAAAUUGAAUGCAAAAUUAGUACUAUCCAUAUUCAUGAAAUAAAGAAGAACUUUAU